AUGGGAGGCAUGAAUUUGCUUCUUCAUCUUGUAAUCUUCUCCGCAUUCGGUGAUGUUCUUGGUCUUGUGGUCGGUGCUUCUCUCUCUGCAAUGUUCAUCCUUGGAGAUUCCUCUGUCAAUUGCGGCUACAAUCACCUCUACUCUUUUCUCGAUGAAAGUGCGUUGUUAUACCGCUGUGAUGGAUCACAAACAAGCUUUCUUCCUGAUUUACUCGCUGAGAAGAUGGGGUUGCCUGAGAUCCCCCCAUUUUACGGUCAGAAUGGAACUAUUGAAGGGUUACUUGGUGGCCUGAACUUCGGGUCGUCUCCGGCGACGAUUAUGAACACUGGUAAGUUGGGGUUCCAGUCUCUGAACCAGCAGCUCCGGCAAGCGUCCGAGACUCUUCAGUUGUUGCAGCUGCAACUAGGGCAGGACAAGGCUCAACAGAUGAUCAACUCGUCUCUCUUCUACCUCUCAUUUGGCAAAGACGAUUAUGUUGAGCUUUUCCUUCAUGAUAUCUCUGGCUUAAGGCACAGGUUCGGCGCCAAAGGAUUUGCGCAGGUUUUGGUCAAUCAGAUAACCCGAGUAAUUAAGGUUCUCUCUCUGUCUGUCUCUGUCGAUACCGAGUAG
Messenger RNA from Nelumbo nucifera (sacred lotus), 609 nucleotides. NCBI's taxonomy places the organism in Eukaryota, Viridiplantae, Streptophyta, Magnoliopsida, Proteales, Nelumbonaceae. The record is from RefSeq and is a predicted model, not a curated record.